This is a messenger RNA of Procambarus clarkii (red swamp crayfish), 1944 nucleotides long. Lineage: Eukaryota; Metazoa; Arthropoda; Malacostraca; Decapoda; Cambaridae. The record is from RefSeq and is a predicted model, not a curated record.
AUGCAAGUGCAAGGUAAUGGACAAGGGAAGAGAAUGAAAGAUAACUGGCCAGGAAUCUGUUUGGUUACCCUUCCUCUUAUGCCUCUUAUGCCUCUUCCUCUUCUGCCUCUGCCUCUCAUGCCUCUUCCUCUUCUGCCUCUGCCUCUCAUGCCUCUUCCUCUUCUGCCUCUGCCUCUUAUGCCUCUUCCUCUUAUACCUUUCAUGCCUCUACCUCUUAUGACGCUUAUGCCUCUACCUCUUAUGCCUCUACCUCUUAUGGCGCUUAUGCCUCUACCUCUUAUGCCUCUAAUGCCUCUACCUCUUAUGCCUCUGAUGCCUCUAUCUCUUAUGCCUCUGAUGCCUCUACCUCUUAUGCCUCUAAUGCCUCUACCUCUUAUGCCUCUAAUGCCUCUACCUCUUAUGCCUCUACCUCUUAUGCCUCUAAUGCCUCUACCUCUUAUGCCUCUACUUCUUAUGCCUCUACCUCUUAUGCCUCUACCUCUUAUGCCUCUACCUCUUAUGCCUCUACCUCUUAUGCCUCUACCUCUUAUGCCUCUACCUCUUAUGCCUCUACCUCUUAUGCCUCUAAUGCCUCUACCUUUUAUGCCUCUGAUGCCUCUACCUCUUAUGUCUCUGAUGCCUCUACCUCUUAUGCCUCUAAUGCAUCUACCUCUUAUGCCUCUAAUGCCUCUACCUCUUAUGCCUCUAAUGCCUCUACCUCUAAUGCCUCUACCUCUUAUGCCUCUAAUGCCUCUACCUCUUAUGCCUCUAAUGCCUCUACCUCUUAUGCCUCUAAUGCCUCUACCUCUUAUGCCUCUAAUGCCUCUACCUCUUAUGCCUCUACCUGUUAUGCCUCUACCUCUUAUGCCCCUAAUGCCUCUACCUCUUAUGCCUCUACCUCUUAUGCCUCUAAUGCCUCUACCUCUUAUGCCUCUACUUCUUAUGCCUCUACCUCUUAUGCCUCUACCUCUUAUGCCUCUACCUCUUAUGCCUCUACCUCUUAUGCCUCUAAUGCCUCUACCUCUUAUGCCUCUACCUCUUAUGCCUCUACCUCUUAUGCCUCUAAUGCCUCUACCUUUUAUGCCUCUAAUGCCUCUACCUCUUAUGCCUCUACCUCUUAUGCCUCUAAUGCCUCUACCUUUUAUGCCUCUAAUGCCUCUUCCUCUUAUGCCUCUAAUGCCUCUACCUCUUAUGCCUCUACCUCUUAUGCCUCUAAUGCCUCUACCUCUUAUGCCUCUACCUCUUAUGCCUCUACCUCUUAUGCCUCUACCUCUUAUGCCUCUACCUCUUAUGCCUCUACCUCUUAUGCCUCUACCUCUUAUGCCUCUACCUCUUAUGCCUCUAAUGCCUCUACCUCUUGUGCCUCUACCUCUUAUGCCUCUACCUCUUAUGCCUCUACCUCUUAUGCUUCUUCCUCUUAUGCCUCUUCCUCUUAUGCCUCUACCUCUUAUGCCUCUUCGUCUUAUGCCUCUUCCUCUUAUGCCUCUACCUCUUAUGCCUCUUCCUCUUAUGCCUCUUCCUCUUAUGCCUCUACCUCUUCUGCCUCUACCUCUUCUGCCUCUUCCUCUUAUGCCUCUACCUCUUAUGCCUCUAAUGCCUCUACCUCUUAUGCCUCUACAUCUUAUGCCUUUACCUCUUAUGCCUCUACCUCUUAUGCCUCUUCCUCUUAUGCCUCUUCCUCUUAUGCCUCUACCUCUACCUCUUAUGCCUCUUCGUCUUAUGCCUCUACCUCUUAUGCCUCUACCUCUUAUGCCUCUACCUCUUAUGCCUCUACCUCUUAUGCCUCUUCGUCUUAUGCCUCUACCUCUUAUGCCUCUACCUCUUAUGCCUCUUCCUCUUAUGCCUCUUCCUCUUAUGCCUCUACCUCUACCUCUUAUGCCUCUUCGUCUUAUGCCUCUACCUCUUAUGCCUCUCACAAGAAGGAGACAAUCAGCUACAGUAAUCAGUAAGAAGUACUAUCACUAA